AGCCGCGGUUGGUCGAUCCCAGGCUGCAUCCGGCCUCCGCCGGGCCUGCUUCCGGUGUGCGCCCUGGGGCUCUUCCUGCCGCCGCCGCCGCCGCCGCCUCUUCCUCCGCGAUGCUGCUUCUUUCUCUGGCCCGGGCUCGCUGCCUCAACCGGGCGCUCGGGCGCUCGUUCUGCGCCGCUCGGCAGGUACCGCCUCCCGCGGGGGAAGACGGAGGGGCAGGUCGCGGGCUGGGGCUGCCACGAAGGUGCUGACGGGCACCAAGGGCAACGGGGGGACGCGGGGCGGCGAGGCGGGGGAGGCCGCAGUCGUGCCCGGGGGAAGGCUGCCCUGCCUCGCCUCGCCUCGCCCCGCUGCCUCUUGCCCGUGGCUAACGGAAGGCCCCGAACGGGCUGCUGAAGGCGAGCGGGGAGUGGCUCUUAUCUUGGGGCGCCUCCCGUUGCCUCCGGGCCCUGCCCGCUUUCAGGGCGAGGCGAGGUCAGGCAUGGAACUGAACGGCGGCCGUCGGGCACCUCGGAGCCCAAGGCCGGCAGGGGAUCCUGCCGGGCGUGAAGGUGGCUCUGAAGGUUGAAGCGCAGCGCGACAGCUUGGCGAAGCCUAAUAUCACGCGUGGCUCUUGUGCCUCUGUAUCGGCGGGUGUCGUCCCCCCACAGCAGCCUACGCGGUAACCGCGAAGGUUUGUUGAGCAGGUGUGACCCCGGUUGACCUCGCACCGCGGUGUCUGCAAACGAUGCCCCUCUCCGCCCGGCCCGGAAGCAGGGGUCACCUGCUUCAAUGCCGCACAGCGCAUUUGUCUUGUCUAGUCGGAAUGUUUAUGCAUGACGGGAUCCUCGUUAAUGAUCGUUGCAAAUAAUUGCCUUGCCCCCCCCCCCGUUUUUACUUGUAUGGUAACGGGUGCCAAGAUAAAAUGCCACUGUCUCAUCACCAGUUGGCAUGGUACAAUAUAUCUGUUUUGCAGCAAUUAUCUGGUGACAUCCUAAUUAACUGUAAUUAACAUUCAGCCAUCACAGUUUCCCCUUUUCUUGUUUAUUACUCUGUUUGGGAUGGAUAGAUUUGAGCAAUUUUUUGAGCAACAACAAAAAGUAAAAUACCUGUUGGGGGAUGGUAAGUAGGAGCAAUCCUAACCAGGCAGGCACACUGGCAUAUUUCCAGUGUAAAUGAAGCUGCAUCAUAAUUGCUGUUGGCUGGAUCAUUUUCUGCCCUUCCACUGACUCGUAUGGGGUGGAUUUUAGUCACACCUGCAAUUUUGUUGGUGUAGGCACACUGAACCCUAUACAGGAUCAGUGAUUGGAGGGAAUUAGGAUGCAAUGUUUGCUCCUCUUCCUGACCUUGACAUACCCUUUUUUGGCCUCAACAGUGGUGUAACUUCUGCCAACUUAACUAACACUUUCAGCUAAUGUAAGUAAAUACGCCAGAGUAAGUCCUUCAUGUCAGCUCAUUUGGACAGCAGGGAGGGAGUGUUGGGAAAUAUGCCACAUCGUAACCUCCUCUAUCCAGUAUAUCUGUGAGUUAGGAUUGCACAGUCAGUCUGACUGAAAGCAUUUGACUUUGAAACACAGUUAACUAAAAGGCCAGCGGGAGAACUUGAGUAAAAGAUGGAGAUAUGGAUCAAGGAAGGCUGUUGUAGUUACAGUAUGUCAAAUAAGGAAGAACAAAUGCACUUGAAAGGUCAGGUGUGAGUGUUGGGGUUAAAGGAAAGAAGAACUGAAGCACUGGACAAAUUUGGCAUUGUUGUAAAAAUGAAAGGCAGGAAUAUAAGAUGAAUUCAAAGUUACUGAUUUGAAUGAUGGGAAGUUUGGAUUCAGCAUAUGUCCUGUUGAAAAGAAAUGUAUGGGAAACGUUUUUGCAAGAUGAGUACUUCAUUCCAGAGAAGAACUGUGAGGUUGCUGAAUUAGUGACUACCUCACUAUUGAAUCUUUUGGGGAGAGGAGCAGCAAAAAUGUAUCAGCGAGCUGCCUACACCUAGAAGGAACAGCUGAAAGGAGUAGCUGAACAUGGAAGGUCUUAAAAAUUUGUGGACAAAACAUUCUUAGAAAGAGAGAGUGUACAAAGCUUUCAAGGUAGCAGAAUAAAUGGGGAACUUUCUGUGCAGUAAAUUGGGGAGGAGGUAGCUGAGAAGGAAAAUACACAAGGUUUUAAUUCACAAUAAUCAGGUUAUCAUAGCAUAAGAACAUAACAGUCCUGCUGGAUCAAAACAGAGUCCCAUCUAGUCCAUCAUCCUGUUUUCACAUUGGCCAUCCUGAUUCCUAUGCGAAGUCUGUAAUCAGCCAUAAGUGCAACAGUACUCACAAAGAAUUGUAAAAUAUGCUGACAACCAAUGUCAUUGAACUAUUUCAGCAGAGUUCAGCUUUCUCCUACUAAGGUUUUUAGGGCAUCUCCACUUUCACUGUCACUAUCCAGAGAGAAGUGUCCCACACUAGUUCUCUCUAUCCCACCACGUUUCCAUUGUGCCCACCAUAUCUAUGUUCUCCCUCCCUGGGAACGGGUACCUUUUAAGGAAUAGUGUUUCUCUUUACCAGAGUAAUUCUCUGAACUAUUCUCUGUGAUAGCAGAAUAGCUGUGUAUACAACACCGUUACCCUGCCCUUGAAGGCCUUGCCCACCAACAUCACUUUCUUCCCUACGUUAGCUACUUUGGCCUUGAACAAACAUAUUCCCUGAGACCCAGGAGCUCAUCAAAAUAUUUAGUUUAGUUCCUGGGAAUGAGAAUUUCUGUCAGGAAUGGACAAUGUGGGGGUUAAGUGGGGAUUGAGGUGAGGAUAGGAGUAGAUUUAAAAAAAGAACUGAACCACAAACUCAACAUUUAGAUUGGAGUGAAGAUGAAUAGGGUUAGAGGACAAGCUCAGUGUUUCAUUAAAAUGCACCUGUUGCCCCCAUUUUAAGGACCCCUGUAAGAUCAGCUGGCUAGAACAUGACAUUACCGUAUUUUUCGCUCUAUAGGACACACCGGACCAUAGGACGCACCGGACCAUAGGAGGGGGAGAACAGGGGAAAAAAAAUUUUUUUCUUGUUCUCUCCCUCUAAAACAAGGUGUGUUCAAGGUGCAUUCACCCGAGCUUGUGGGGCUGGCGGUGGGGGGAAGCGCUGCUUUCCCCCACCGCCAGCCUCAAAGAUCCCUGAAGCCUUUGGAGCGCAGCGCCCCGCUGCCCCGCAGAGGCUUUGCGCGCAGCCGUCCCCAAGCUAGAACAGCGAGACGGAGCCCUCCGUCUUGCUGUUCUGGCUUGGGAACAGCCUUGCUAGCCUCUGCAGGACAGCGGGGUGAAGGCACCCCUCUGCCCUGGAGAGGCUUUGCGCGCAGCUGUCCCCAUGCUAGAAGAGCGAGACGGAGCCCUCCGUCUUGCUGUUCUGGCUUGGGAACAGCCUUGCUAGCCUCUGCAGGACAGCGGGGUAAAGGCACCCCGCUGCCCCGCAGAGGCUUUGCGCGCAGCCGUCCCCAAGCUAGAACAGCAAGACGGAGCGCUGUUCUGCCUUUGGGCUUAGCGGCGCAGCCUGCAUUCGCUCUAUAGGACGCACACACAUUUCCCCUUAAUUUUUGGAGGGGAAAAAGUGCGUCCUAUGGAGCGAAAAAUACAGUACUUUACUGCCCCUGAACCAGGCAUCUUUACUUUUACAAUAUCUAUAGAAAAAAACACAUAUGACAUCUGAACAACAAACAGAGCAGUGACCUGUGUUGUAUUUUCCUCAUGUAUACCACAUUCUAAUCUGUCUCCUUGCUAAUCAUGUAUGCAACUUACUCACUACUUUCUAGACUUUGCUUCAUCUAGGGCCAGAAAAUUUUCCCCCUCUUAAAACGAUGAUAUUUCAAGUGAGAAAUAAAAAAACCUCAUAUAUAUCGUAUUUUUCGCCCUAUAGGGCGCACUGACCCAUAGGGCGCACUUAUUUUGGGGGGGGGGGGAAAUAAAGGGAAAAAAAUUAUUUCCCGCCCCAAAGAGCAAAGAAGCCAUGACAGCGAGUGGGAUGGAUCCCGCUAGCUGUCCUGGCUUCAUUUUUAGCCUCGGGGCUGGGGGUCCGGGAGCGAAGGUGAGGUUGCGCAACCUCGCCAUCGCUCCCGGAGCUUGCCCAAGCUUCCCCCGACCCCAGCUCCCAGAACAGGCUGCUAUCCACAAGCCUAGGGAGCCCGGCGGGAAGUCGCGCCAGGCUCCCAAGGCUUGCGGAGAGCUGCCCGAAGCCCGGGGUGCGCCCCGCUGCGCUCCCCGGGUUUUGGGCUGCAGGCUGCUGUCUGCAAGCCUUGGGAGCCUGACGGGAACUCCCGCCGGGCUCCCAAGGCUUGCGGAUAGCUUCCUGCAUUCGCCCCAUAGGACGCAUAGCCUGCAUUCGCCCCAUAGGACGCACACACAUUUCCCCUUCAUUUUUGGAGGGGAAAAAGUGCAUCCUAUAGGGCGAAAAAUAUGGUAUACACAUAUUGCUAUGGAAUUUGUGUAUUCUAAGGGUGGGUGGAUGCGUCUGUCAUGUUGCAUAGGGUAAUCAUAGCCUUUGAUUCAGCAUGCUAUGUAAUCUUGGAAGUUUGGUGUUUGGAAUAAAGAUUACAUGGAUAACAACAGGGUCUAAGAUUGAUCAGAACUUCGCCAUUUAGAUUUGCGUCACCAUAUCCACCUCCUCAAACAAACAUUUAAGAAAUGUUUUAAUGUGUGAAUAGCAGUGUAGUCAUGUUCAUUUUGUUUCUUCUAUGAUUUGUUGGGAUGAUAUGAUGUGAUAUUAAAUGAUCUGUUUGUUACUCCUGGUGUGAGUAGAGUUCUUUGGUAGAAUAUAAUAUAUAUCCCAAGUUUUUGUCACAGCCAAGUGUAUUACUUCAUGAAUGCAGGGCUGGUUUCUUCCAAUCUCAUUUUUGUUACAUUUUAUAAAUUUAUAACGAGACGGGGAAGCCAUAGAACAUGAAGGUUCAGUUCCAUCAAGGAGUUCUGGUGGGUAUAUUGAGAAGGAUAGAGUAGUAGCCACUACUAUUCAGUCUCCUUGUGCUGUGCACUGCUUGUUCCACAUUUCAUGUUGUAAAAUAUAUCUGGGCUGACUUUUCUGAACCUAGGAAUCUGGGCUGUGCAAUCAGGAUAAUACUGAAAAAAUGAACUCAGUGUAAUAGCCAGAAGCUAAAAUCAUUCGCUGAAAAUGAGUUUACAAAUUAUGUAGCUCAUCAGAAUAGGAAUUUCUGCCUCAUUACAGUUAAUCAUGCUACUGUGCUCAGGGUAGUCAGUAUAUGUCCUCGCAGCAAUCUUUUGAAGUAAGCUAUGAUGAUUUCCAUUUUACUGACAUGGGAUUGAUGCUGUUUGUGGAUAAACAAGGAUUUGAACGCAUGCUUUCCACUGCAUCACACUCACUGGGUGAUAUCCAGCUAUGUCAUGCACAGAGUAGACCCAUUUAAAUCAAUUGACAAGAUUUCAGUGGAUCUACUUGUGUGACUAGCAUUGGCUAUCAUCCAUUUUUUCCCCAUUACAUCCCAUUGUUUGUACAGGCUUACCUGAUGAAAUCAAAAGAUGAAAUCAAAAGCCAGAGGCAGUUCUCAUCUUAAUUAAACCAUUAGGCUUCAUAGUAAUUCAAAUGGGAAGACUAUGCAUAUUAAUUGCCUGUAAUCACGAGUUUGAUCCUGUUACCCCAUUUUGCAAUAUGUAGCUGUCAUACCUCAAUAUUUAGCCAUCAUAUUAUAUAAGAGAGAGGCAUACAAGGUUUCGAGAACCUUUCCCUCUUGCUUAUUAAAGUUGCAACUCUGUACACAUUUACAUGGGAAUAAAUCCCAUUGAACUUGGUGGGGCAUAUUCUAAGUAGGUGUGUAGGAUUGCAUUGAAGGCUGUGCAUUUUUGAACAUAAAGGAGAACAGCAAACAAGCAAAAAAAUUGAUCUCCUGUAUUAAACUUUAUGGAUGCCUUUUUCAUGUGGAUGAAAAAUAUUUGAAAGCGUAAGGCAUUCGUUGAGAUUCCUGCAUUGCAGAGUGUUGGACGAGAUGAACCCCAUGGUCACUUUCAGCUCUAAAGUUCUGUUAUUAACUUGGGGCUACUUUCUCUGACAAACUAGGGUAGUCACACCUUGCUGAUGAGAAGGGGUGUCAUUAUAGCCUACUGAAUCUGAAUACAGUAUAUUUAUUCUCUACUUUGGAAUGUAGAAUAGUGUGGAAAGGUGACUCUGCCUUGAGUUACUCAUGACUUAUUUUUUUGUAUUGGUGAUUGUAUAAUCUUUCUCUUCAGCAGGGGAGCUGUCCACAGGGGAAACAUUCACUCUCCAGUGAGUUUAUUAUUAUUAUUAUUAUUAUUAUUAUUAUUAUUAGGUGUCUGUCUUUCUUCUUAUUAUUAUUAGGUGUCUUGUCUGUUUCAUAAUCACCGUGACAAGGGAAAUCUAAUGAAAACCGGGUUAAAAACUAUAGUACAUUCAUACUUUUUUCUUUAAAGCCACAAGUGGUUUUAAAAGUAGUUAAAGAUUAAAGAAAGUGAGAAAUGAAUUCCAUGUUUACCUAUGAUAUGUUAAAACAAGCUAUGUAGCAUAAAUGACCAGCUCAUUCAACCAACAGAUUUGUGUACAGAUUAGAAUAUUUGAAAAUGACCAUAAUGCAGAGUCAGCAUAACCACCAAUGAACUCCAUUUUUAACCUUCCUUGGCAGUUCCCACAUUAAAGGAUAGAUAAAUGAUUCCUGUUUCCUGCCCAGAUACUCAGGAUAUGUAGGUGGAUGAGCACAGUAUUUUUAACCUGCACCAAUUUGAUAAGUUUGAAAAAGUAGAGAUGCUCUGAUGCAUUUCCCAUUCACUUAAGAAGGUUUGGGCAGAAGGAGUUCUGUAUGACUUAUGUUCAAAAUACAUAAUUUAGAACAUAAUUUAGGGAACGGUAGGUUGCCUUGCAAGAGAUCUUAGAGUUGAUUUUGAUGUAACUUUUUGGCUCAGAUAAUAAGAUGAUCCCAAGCGCCCAAACAUGUUGAAACUCACAUCAAAAUAAGUUAGCCCAUAUGACUUUACAGAUAGAAUUUCUAAGAUGUAUCCAGUAAGUAUUUGGAGUCUUGCUCAUGAGGAUUGUUCUGGGAAAAAGACUCAUGGGACCACCCAUUCUGGCAUAAUUUGACACUGUAUAAAUUAUUUCAGGAACACUGUGCAAUUAAUUGGAAUUAAUUGAGCACUUCCCAAAAAAUGGCCCCUUUUAGAAACGAUGUGUUGUUAAUGUUUUUGUUCUUUAUCGAAAAAGGGAAGGAGCACAGGGUAUGCAAAUUUUUCUAAACAUUUCUCCCCAGAUGCAGAUGAAUUGAAUGAUUCUGGAUGUUGUGGUGGUGGAGGAAAUGCUACAAAAUAAAUUAAAUGAAUGCAGAGAUCUUGUGUUAGUGUCUUUUCCAUUUCUUGAUAGAUAUUAAUCUUGCCCACCUCGCUGGCCAACGCUUAGAUUUCGGAUACUGGGGCUGCUAUUAAUCUUUUAUAAAAAAACAGAUAAAGGACUAGGUUGUUGAGGACUAGGAUAAUGGUGUGGAGACUUUUACAUGUCAAUAAUAAUUGUCAGCUGCUAUUUUUACCUUUAUAACAUUUAUUAAACUAAUUUGUCUUAGUACACGUUACUGUAAUAAGCGAUAUAAUGUAAACAGAUUUCUAAUUGAAGUGCUUUCUGUUUCCAGGUGUCUCUCGAUGCCAGGGGUUAGCUUAUGCCAACAGCAGGAAGCAUUUGUAAGUAUUCAACUGUAAAUAGUCAAUAUGUUUUGACUGUUUGCAUGGAUGGAGAGUAGCUGCUACAACCCCAGUUCCUAGUUACAGUAUUGUCAGAGAGGGAUAGCUGCAUUCUCUGUGUCCAAAUUAUCCCAGACCAGAGUAAUCCACAUUCUGCACCAAGAGUAGAAGAAUUAUUGAACUGUAUAAAUUACCUGAUUUGAAUGAAUUUAUAUAUUUGCAUAUUUUGCAUAAUUUGUUCUGGAGGGGGGAACAAGCUAGGUAGCACCCCAGAAAUAUGAUCUUCCUUGAUUGUCGAAUGCCUUGAAAUAGACUCCCUUAGGUACUGUGCAGAAUGUCAUCUGCCCCGAUGAGCGUGUUAAUUGUCAGGGCUGCUGAUUGACAACCCAGUCAAGUCAGGCCAACAGAUGCAAAAUCUGUACUGCUUCUUGCUGGCCUUUAGUUGAUCUCUUGUUUCUUGCUCUCCAGGGUAAAUGGCUCCCGUGUGUUCACUGUCCGUUAUUUCAGAACUACCACAGUGUGCAGUAAGUACCUGAGAUGACUGCAGCUGGGGGGAGGGCUUCUCUGCCUGCACAUUUCCUUCCAAGCUUGUUCUCCAACUGAUUCUUAGUCUAAACUAAGGAGUACAAAAUGCAGGAAUACAAAGUAAUAGACUGGAAUUGUGUUUUUUCUUUGUUUGUCAUACUACAGGUGGUUGUGAUGCAGUGUAGGUUGGACUGUGGUAUAUUAUGUCCCUUACUGGUCGCUCCCCCCAUCCCUCAAGUGUCUCAGAUUAAGCAUGAUUAUUAGCAUGUCACCUGUGUAAAAGAUGCUCUGCAAAAUAAUAUAAACUAAAAAAAGCCUGUUCCCUGUCCUGAGAAGCUUAUGAUUUGUUUCAACAGUUUGGGAAAUAAUGGAGAGGCAAGAGUAAGUAUAUAAAUAUGUCCUGAAUCUACUGCAAAAUGACCCCAAUGUUCUACUUUUAUGGAAGAGGGAGAACAGUCUACCUGAGGAGGCAGAUUUUAAGGAGAAAAGAGAGAUGACACUGUUUUGGUUCCCACAUAACGCUAAACCACGACUCAUUAAACUAUAACUUAGCCUUAGGUGUGAGUCCAGCCCAGCAGCUUCUGUGGUUUACUGCCAACAAACAAUAGUCUAAAGCCAUUGUUUGUCAUUGGCUUACAAACCUUGGUUUCUUUCAGUUAAGUUUAGUGUGCUGUGUGAACCCAGCUCCCUUCCUUAACCAUGGUUUGCUUGACCACCUCACCCCAAACGCUCAUCAAAGGCACAAGGCAAGCGCAGCUGGGAAACAAAUCAAACUUCAGAGAAGAAAACUAUGGUUUGUUUGAUCAUCUGUGGGACAACAAACCUUGGCUUUCGUGUAAAUAGGUCGGUGUAGAUGUUCUCGGAGGUAUUGCUAGAUAUAAGAGGUUUCUAAUAAUGCUGUUUGUCCAUAGACAUUCCAGAAUCUAAAAUGACUGAAUGUGAAGGCUUUUACUACAUGCAGAUAUACAUUUCUUCUACAGGGGAAGAAGUUGUUACAGUGAACACACCAGCAUUUGCAGAAUCAGUCACAGAGGGAGAUGUCAGGUGGGAGAAAGGUAAGAGGCAGCUUUUUUGUCUUCUACGGUUUUCUUGGUCUGUUGUGGGAAUACACUAAAGUCGUAAUUGGUGAAAGGAGCUCUGGACACACUUAUUCGAUAGGUGAAAAUUUACCAAACUAAUUAAAGUUUGAAAGGUCAGUGUAAGUCCUCUAUGAGGUAUGUAAUGUCCAGACCCUUAUUAUGAUCUUGCAAGUCCUCCGGCAUACAUGUAAGAAUUGAGACUCUCUGUGAGGCAUUGAUGUGAGCUUUAAGAAAAUGAGCUUUAAGAGUUUCCUUACUUAGGGUGGUUCUUUUCAUUUUUAGCUGUGGGUGACACAGUAGGAGAAGAUGAAGUGGUAUGUGAAAUUGAAACAGACAAGGUAAACGUCCUAUUUUUCUUGUAUAAUUAGAAACGCCAGAUGAUGUAUUCAGUUAUGCGUGGUGUGCGGAAAAUAGAGAAAAUGCCUAUUGUGGGAAACAGGAUGCCAGACUAGAUAGGCCUUUUGUUCUGAUUCUUCAAUGUUGCUCUUAUGGGGUAGUUUCUUGAUGCUCUCCAGAGUGGAGGUGGGUAAGCUAAAGACAACCGAAGAUCACAAAACCUAGGCAAGGGGCACUCUUCUAGCUUUUGACUCGAAAAACUUUCUCGUUUUCAACUAUGCCUUCUGGGAGCUUGCAUGUCCUCCAUCAUUCUCAGAUUGAGAGUGAAUCAGUUUAUAUACAGUGGUACCUCGCAAGACGAAAAACUCGCAAGACGAAAAAUUCACAAGACGAAAAAUUCGCAAGACGAAAAAACUCGCAGAACGAAUAAAUUUCGUCUUGCGAGGCACCACUGUACUGGAGAGGGAGAGGCUUAUUAGCAAAUGCCAUACUACUGGCUUCCUUUGGGGGCUCUGGACUUAACAAGCAGUACAGUUGAUACAAAUAAAUAACUGUACUGUUCCUUCUUGUGAUGAAAUGCAGAGUUGAUUUCCAGUGAAAUAUGUAUACCCCCAAGAUGCAAUAUCUCCAUGAUGCUGUUUCUUUGCAUGAUUUCUGUAGAAAGGCCAAUCCCAUUCAUGUGCCAUUUAUUCCUCUUCAAGGGAUAGUCCCAUUUGCUUAACAUAUUUCCUUUUGAUGAUUAGGGGAGAGCUCAUUUGUGUUUUAUCUACAGACAUCUGUGCAGGUUCCAGCUCCGGUAGCUGGCGUAAUUGAAGCACUUCUAGUUCCUGAUGGGGGGAAAGUGGAAGGAGGUACACCUUUGUUUAAACUCAGGAAAACCGGAGGUAAGUUGGGACCAGCCAUGUCUGUUUCUUACACUGUCACAGUUGCGACAAUGAUGGGCUUUGCUGCAGAAAUAAAGAAUCCGUAUCUGAAUGCUGUAACUGGACUGAAUUGUCCAAAUUCAACUUGACUUGCAUACUUUGGCAGGGGGAAAAAUCACAGUAAUUCCCUGCAAAAUUUUAUGGGCAAUGUGUAAAAAUAUAGGGGUUUGUGAUUUAUUGAAAGAUAAAUAGAAAGAAGCAGGUUCUUUGAGGAGGGGUGGAAUGUGGGAACAGGUGACUCAUGCAGUUACUACAUUUGUUCCCAUGGAAGCACCACAUUGGGUAACCCUGCUCUAGACUCUUGCCAGUCAGACCUUAGUAAAUGUUAGACCUGGGAACAGGGCCUCGGUUGCUAAUCUCAAAGCCUCGAGCAAAUUAGUGUGGGUAUACACGAUGCCAGAUACAACAGGUAGCAAACCAUUUUAAGGCUUUAAAUGUCGCCACCAGCACUUUGGUUUAGUUUCCAAACUCAGCUUUUAAAAGAACCUAAUCUAUGGAACUUGCUGCCUCCCGAGCCCACUGCCUCUGUGCUUAGCUAUACCAUUUCGCAAGUUUAUUUUCUGGGUGCCAAUGAGACAAGUGAACACUGUCUUAUUAUAUUAAUAUGGGCUCCUGAUUCAAAAGGGUAAUUUUCUCAAAGAUACUGAAAGAGCCUGCUUGGAUGGUCUGUGGAAAAAAUGCACCUCUUGGAUUCUGUCUGCCUGUGCAACUGCCUUUCUCAAUUCUUCUGUUUAGCUGCACCUGCCAAGGCCAAACCAGCAGCAGCCCCUGCACCAGAACCGGCAGCGCCUCCUCCUCCUCCUCCUGCAGCAGCACCUGCCCCUGCAGCACAAAUUCCCACUACGAUGCCUCCAGUGCCCCCUGUGUCAUCACUCCCUGUGGAUUCUAAACCAGGUGAGACCAAGACCAUCUCUAAUCCCCCUUAACCAACCUCCUUCCACCUGCAUAAGCAGGGAGUUAUUCCGAACUGGAGACUGCAGAACUGUCCACAGGAGAGUGUUAAAGAAUGUCCACCUUGCUACCUAGCAUGCAUUAGGUAUCAUCUCCCAAAUGAGUAUUUCAUCUCUACUUCAGAUAGCCUUCGUGUUCAUCCAUUGCUUGCCAGGACAUAAACCUUCUUCUCUCAGUCCCUUGACACAUUUCUCUCUCCCCCCCCCCCCCAAUUUUCUUUCAGUUUCUGCAGUAAAGCCAGUUGCAGCUGCUCCUGUGGCGGAACCUGGGGUCAGCAAAGGAGCCAGAGUGGAGCAAAGGGUAAUUGGAAACUUCUUGCGCUUAUGGGGCAGUGCAUGAGGGUGAUUGAGGCCGAGUGGGGACCAUUCUUUUGCCUGAAAAACCUCCAGUCUAAGCUUCAUGAGAUGCAGUGGUCAAGUUGUGUUGAACAGUGGUACCUCGGGUUACAUAUGCUUCAGGUUACAUACGCUUCAGUUUACAGACUCUGCUAAUCCAGAAAUAGUACCUCAGGUUAAGAACUUUGCUUCAGGAUGAGAACAGAAAUUGUGCUCCGGUGGCGCAGCGGCAGCAGGAGGCCCCAUUAGCUAAAGUGGUGCUUCAGGUUAAGAACAGUUUCAGGUUAAGAACAGACCUCCAGAACGAAUUAAGUUCUUAACCCGAGGUACCACUGUACUAUUCUGUGAGCAGUGGCUGAAUACAGCAAAGUUUUUAGCUCAUGAGCACUGCCUUUCCUACUUGUGUUAUUCCUGGUAGUGAUAGUCAACAAUGUGAAUUCUUGUCAACGUCAGUUUGCAAAACCACCUUUCCCCCAUUACAGUCAAACCUCGGUUGUUGAACGUAAUCCGUUCCAGAAACCCGUUCGGCUUCCGAAAUGUUUGACAACUGAGGCAUGGCUUCUGAUUGGUUGCAGGAGCUUCCUGCACUGAAGCGGAAGCCGUGUCGGAUGUUUGGGUUCCGAAAAACAUUCGGAAAUAGGAGCAUUUACGUCUGGUUUUUUGGCGUUUGGGAGCCGAAACGUUCCAAAACUGAGGCGUUCAGGAUCUGAGGUUUGACUAUAUCUCUUUUUGUUCCACUUCAGGUGAAAAUGAACAGGAUGCGUCAACGCAUUGCUCAGCGCCUGAAAGAGGCUCAAAAUACAUGUGCCAUGCUGACCACCUUCAAUGAAAUUGAUAUGAGGUAAGGACCAUAUCUUCAGUAUGUGCAGGUAAGCCAAGAUCUUUCUGUGUUGCACUAGGAACAGGAACUUUGGCUCAUUGGUGUGCAUUGAUCUUGUGUGUUUUGUCCUGGGAUGAAGUGGUUUUAGCCAGCUUCUUGGUUGUAUAGAUUUGAGGCUAUUUCUAAGCAAGGACUCAGCUGUGCAACCGGCCGAAAGGCAGGUCCUGGAGCUCUCGCCCGGCCUUAGCAUCUCUCCUUGGCAGUUGGAGAACCAACUGUGUUCCAUGAAGUGCGUUUGUGGGCUGAGCACUAAUGGAUUUGGGGAGGGGGAAGCUUAUGUUUCAGCACAUUAAGGAAAAUGGUGCCCAAAUCAAAUUGCUCUAUGAAAUCCUAUCCUGCUUCUUAAGACAAAACACGUAAAUAUUUGGUGCUUGGAAUAAUAAGGUUGGCAAAAUAAUCGUGAUUGGAGAGGAAAUGCUGCAACUUACCUCAUUUUAGAGGCUAAUGGAGGUGUCGCUUUACUCUGGCCUUGGGCUCUUGUUGCAGUCAGUAAUCUGCUUUGGAUUGAUUGCCCCCCGACUUGCAAGGGCUUAGGCCAAGGCCUUUUGCCUCCCCACUGGGUGUCAGUGUCUGCUGUAAAGGCUUCUCAUGAUGGCUUCCUCCCCUCAAACCCUUGUAUCUUGGGAGGCGGUAAUGUCUUUGGACGGUAAUCCUAGCUCUAAACAAGAUUAGGCAAAGGAAAACAAACAGUCUAAACCCAAAGGGGCACUUGUACUUGCUAAAAACUGCCUCUCUAAAGCCAUAUUGUCUGGGAGGGGGAAGAUGAAGGCUACAAUGCCUGCCUAGAAUUGUCAAGACAAAGCUAUUCUGUUCAAUUUGGGUGGCUGGCUUCUGCUCCAGUAAGUGAAUGAUGGUAACUGCUACUUUCUGUACUCUGAUUGAGGGCCUUUUAGAGUCAUUGCAUCAGAGGUCCUCCAAAGUACAUAGCCCCAAACUCAUGUGCUUGUUAAGUGUGGCCAAAGGAACUGGAGACAUGGUUUACUUUUUAGAUAGUCAUAAACAAAGUGACGGUCAAAUUCUGUCAGGAUGGAUGGAGCCUGUUGGAGGCACAAGGUCCCUCCUCAUUUCCCAUUAUGCUUAUUCUGAAGUUUGCUUUCACUGUGUCAAUAUUGAACCCAAGAGACCUAUAACCUGUCUACUCUGGUUUUGUGGAGCUCUCCAAGGUCUUGUGAAGAGGUCUUCUGUACUCUCAUUGGCCAAACAUGUGCCUAUUGGAAGCCUUCAGACAAGAUAUGAGCAUUCUGCCCCUUUAUGAUCACUAGGAACUGGCAUUAAGAGGCAUUCUGCUUUCUGUUACUGGAAGCAGUAGAUAGCUGUCAUGGUUAGCAGCCACCAGUAGCUUUAUCUUCCAUGUCUCAUCCUCUUUCCAAGCCAUCAGGGUUAGUGGUCCUCACUGACAUCUCGUGAGUGUGAAGUCCAUAGUUUUGCUACGUGCACUGUGAAGAAGUUCCUCCUUCUAAAUCUCCCAACAUUUUAGUUUCAUUGUAUGACCCUGUAGCUCUAGCGCAGCAGUGAAGAACCUAUAACCAGCAGGCAAAUCUAACAUUUUAUUCCUCCUUUGACCAGAUGUGUGGUGGUCGUCCCCAUAAUUUAAAUAUCUAUAGGAAUUUUAAAGUGUUCAUCUGCCUGAAAGUUCAUCAUCACAUGGGGAUACUUUGAACAGCCAUAUGCAUUUCAGCAUAGUAUGCAGUAGCUUGUUUUGGUGACACCCUGAGGGUAACAUUAGUAAUGGUUGUAAAGUAAUUGGCUGUUGUAAACUUUGGGGAGGGAGAGAAAAUAUUAGUAAUUUUUCCACUCCUGAUACAUUUCUCAGAGAUCAGCCAGUCUAUACUGCAGUGAAACUCUUUGUUGAAACUCUGAUAACAUUUCUUUUAAAAAAAAUUAAUAAAUUGCAAGCCACUUUUGAAAUAAGGGUUGAGCCACAAAGUAACUCUAGUCAGGAAUGUGCUGCAGAUCCGGUGCUUAAGUAGAUACUACUACUUUUCCUAGUAGUAAAUGUUCUUCUGAUGGCUUUUUCAGUAACAUCCAGGAAAUGAGAGCCCGGCACAGGGACAACUUCCUGAAGAAGCACAAUAUGAAACUUGGCUUUAUGUCUGCCUUCGUGAAAGCUGCAGCCUUUGCGUUGCAAGAGCAGCCUGUUGUAAAUGGAGGUGAGAACAAUGGGGCAGUGUUUCUGAGAUGCCUGAGUGUCAUGAGCAAGCCUCUGUGGAAGGUAGUACUAUCAGACCUCAUGAUUAAGUCACGUGCAGCAGCUGAGAGUCUCUGCACUUGUGCAAAGAAAAGCAACUGUGUUGUGACAAACCCUUUCUUAGCAAAAGGAUAUUCACUUGGGCAGAAGUUGGUCUAUGGAAAGAAAUUGCAUGCCCAGCUCCUGCUGUUUCUUACCUUUUCCAUGCAUCUGUGUAAAUGAGACAAGACUGCCUAUUUCUCCAAACACACAGGACUUGAAGGAAAAAGAAAAGGUCAAGGCACUUGCUCCUUGCAAGGUGGUGACUGGCGGAAACCUCGUGUUUCCUUUACACUAGGCAGAUCAGCUUCCCUCCAUUACUAAUUUUUAGUGAAUGGAAGGAAAAGAUCGACUAAAUCAAUAAAGCUUGAUUUUUGCUCCUGAUUAGAGCUUUGACUCGUGAUGCUUCUGUAUGUAAUGGCCUGCUUUUCUUUCUCCAUCUAGUGAUAGACGAUACUACCAAAGAGAUUGUGUACAGGGAAUAUGUGGAUAUCAGUGUUGCAGUGGCAACUCCUAGGGUAUGUAUUGUGGGAACAUGCAUCUGGCUGAUGCAUGGGACAUCAUUUGGUUUGGUGUUCAGCUGUAAGAAAUGAAAAUUCAGAGACAAGCUUCUUGGCUUUGUCUAAUCCUACAGCAAGGGAGGGUGUUCUUGUCCAAACUUCCAGGGUGGCAUGGGGGAUCAGUCAUAGGCGUAGUGAGAUACAGAGGGCAUCAAAUUUGACUUGGGAGGGGGUAGAGGAAGUAAGUCCCCCAAUCCUGUUUUAGAUACACCCAUAGGCGCCAGCUCCUAGGGGCCAAGGGAGUUCCACCCCCUCAAUGUUCAGAGGGUGUUUGGCUCCGUCCCCUGGCUCCUCAAGAUGUUGGGCUGCCUCAAUCAGUUAGAGAAGAUGGUACCUCUGGGUACACACCUCUGUCCAGUGAUGGCUUGCUCUAUAUUUGGCUCUUGUUGUCAUGUUAUAUAUGUUGUGUUUGACUCAGAGAUCUUUGUUUCUUUCAGGGUCUUGUGGUCCCUGUAAUCAGAAAUGUAGAAACAAUGAACUUUGCUGACAUUGAGCGAGCAAUCAAUGAGCUGGGGGAAAAGGUAAUGUUUCGAGUAUAAAGGGUUCUCAAGGGUGAAAACCAGACAUGCAUCUUUCUUAAGGGGUAUCAGAAGGGGGAAAGGGGAGUGUGACUAAGACAGUGGCAGGGUGAAGGUUCUGGUUCAGUAAUUUGACAAAAAGCUAAAGCCAACUGCAGAGUCUCCACUUUAAGAAGCCUUAAAAUUCCAGGCCCAGAUAUAUAUAUCUAGCAUUUGGUGCUCUGUGAUACAUCACCUGAAAACACUUGGCCGUUCUGACUAAUAGAUGUUGAUCGACAUGUUUUCUGGAAGACAAAUCUAACUUUUAAAAAAGUGAUGUAAACUAGUAGCCAUCUCCGUAUCUGGUUGCAGUUCAAGAAAAAACAUAUUGUUUAUGCUAAAUUUGCAAACAACAUGAAACAGGCUGGAUUCAAGUUUGUCAACAGUAAUAGGGAGGGUGUUCUCAAGGAAGCAUAUUGUGGGGGGAGACGGAAACUCAUUCUGCUGUGCCUUCAAGACAUAGCACUUUAUAUGGUGGCACAGUGAUGAGAGUCCCUUCCAUUGUAUUGGAACCAAGUGUACCUGUAUUCCUUUUUUUUUUUUUUACACCCAUAAAUAAUAUGUUGGACAGUGCUGUGGCAAAAUAGGAAUGACUCAAUUUAUUCUUAUCCUUCUUAGAAUUGCCAUGUGUUGAAAAAGGUACAUUCUGUUACAGUCUUAAGCUACCCCAGCAAAAAUCUAGCUAUUGCUCUCUGUCUUGUGCUUUGAUCAUUCUGAAGUUGAUAGCACCCUCGACCUUGAAGAUAUUUAUGUGAACUUCAAAGGACUCCCCCUGUAACCUCAAUAUUUUCACUAGUCAUUGGGGAUUCUCAGAUAACUUCUUGCCUUUGCUUAGUGUGGGGAACUUUCUGAGGUGUUCACAUGCUAGUGAUACUGAGUAUUUCUCCUCCCCCCCCCUCUCAUUUCAGGCCCGCAAGAAUGAGCUUGCCAUUGAGGAUAUGGAUGGCGGCACAUUCACCAUCAGUAACGGCGGUGUAUUUGGAUCCCUGUUUGGGACACCCAUCAUCAACCCCCCUCAGUCUGCUAUCUUGGGCAUGCAUGGCAUCUUUGACAGGCCUGUUGCUGUUGGAGGCAAAGUAUGUACUGUAUGGAAGGUUAAGGGGCUUAAUGGGGCUUUUAAACGUUACCUUAGCCGCUGGCAAGCCACUUUUCUGUGACUGGCUCCUGCACAGUUGAGAUGACAUGUAAAUGACCAGGCUAGGUAGAUAAGCCAAUUUAUUGUUGUUGUUGCUGUUGUUGUUAUGCCGCCCAUCUGACUGGGUUGUCCCAGCCGUUCUGGGGCCUUCCAGAAAAAUAUAAAAGCCCAAUAAAACAUCAAAUAUUAAAAACUUCCCUAUACAGGCCUGCCUUCAGUGUCAUAGAGUCGCUUCUGUCCCUUGACAUUGAUGGCUGGGUGUUCCACAGGGCGGGCGCCACUACUGAGAAGGCCCUCUGCUUGCUUCUGUGUAACUUAAAUGUUACACAAUGAGGGAAAUGCCAGAAGAUCCUUGGAGCAGGACCUCAUUGUCUAGGCUGAAUGAUGGGGUGGAGAUGCUGCUUCAGGUAUAAAGCCUACCCAUGCUGAAGCUGCUCAUAGCAAAGCAUCUUCCAGAUGGCUAGAGUAAUGUUUAAAGGGGGCCUUCAGUCUAGUAAAAUAGAAACAUAGAAUUGUGGAGUUGGAAGGGACCCUGGGGGAUAUCUAGUCCACCCCCCUGCUUUGCAGGAAUAUGCUGCUGCCCCAUACAGGGAUUGAACCUGCAGCCUUGGCAUUAUCAAGACCACACUCUAACCAACUGUCCAGUCUGAUGAUGGAGGAGAAAGAAGUGGAUCAGGCUGAACUAGGAGCCCUGACAAGUGCAGUAGAAAAGGACCAACUGGAAGUUUUGACCACUGUAAAAUUAUUCUGAGAAGAUAGGGGAGUAUUCUGGGUUUGAAUUAGAGGGUGAAUGUGUGGGGGAAAGGUUUGAAGAGUUUGUGUCAAAUUAUUAAGACAUAAGAAAACUCCAGCUUGGGGUUUCACUUUCUUGGUUAUGCAGGGCAAAUGUUACAAAGCUUAAAAUGUAACUUGCUUAGGCUUUGAGGUACAGCACCAAGUUGAUUACAAAAGAAAAUGUUCAGCUUAACCAUCUCUUUUUUCUUCCUUAGGUUGAGGUGCGCCCAAUGAUGUAUGUGGCCCUGACGUACGACCACCGGUUGAUUGAUGGCAGAGAGGCGGUGACUUUCCUGCGCAAGAUCAAGGCUGUGGUGGAAGAUCCUCGUGUGCUGCUGCUUGACCUGUAGAGAACAGCAGCCCCCACCUGCCCCAUCCAGUAGAGCAAGGACGCAGCAGCAGCAGCAGCAGCAGAUGGAACAGAGGACAUUCAGGAAUCAGCAGGGCUUCAUUCCAGUCAUCUCCUCCCCCUAGUGGCAGGAGGUGCUUUGAAAGGAACCCCCGAGGGUAGUGUGCCACCCACCUUUCCUGCCUCUUCCAAAGAUGGUUCAUUUUCUUCCCAGGGCAGACAAGCAGGUGUCAUUACCUGUUCAGAUGUAACCUACCAUUUCCCCUCUUCUUGCUCCAAACAGACAUAGCCUCAUCUCUUGAUCUUGUGGGAACAGAAGCUGCCUGCUGUUUAGCUAGAGCUUCCCUCCCGAGCAGCUCUUGCACAGAAACUCAGCUUUAAUUCAGUAUCAUCGCGGCAGCUGUCGGAGGGGAAAGGCUGGUCUCUGCUCCACUUGAAGGCUCUAGAUCUUUGGAACAGCGAAGCUAGCCUGAGGCUCUCUAGGGCGAUUCAAUUGCUGUGCCUGAUCUUACAUGCCUCCAGUAACGGAGAGUAAAUCUGCACUCCAGCCACCUUGUGGGUUUUUUGACCUUAACGGGAUGAGGCACUCCCAGGGGAUACUGCCUCCCCAGCCAUUAUCUAGAUCCUCUCCUAGUAGUGAGGGGCAGUUCUAAGGAUUGUUUUCAGGGACCUUCCUCUGCCUCAUCCCUUCACAAGCAAGGAAGUGGCAGUAGCAGCUCUCUCCCUCUCCCACUUGGAAGUUGUUUCUUUCGUUCUAAGCCUCUGGUAGGGCAGAAUGGGUGUCCCAUCUCGCUGUCAGGUCCAGUUCAAGUUGACUGGCUGCUGGGGAUUAGGGGGAGAUGGCAACCUUCGGUGGCUGUCCUACGUUCCAUCUAAUCCUCAUUGAAUGGUUUUAUCAACUUCGUGACUGCAAUGGUAUGGUAAUGUAGGUUGGGACUAGGUUGUCUUGUGUGGCAUGUAUCCUAGCCUAAGGCUUGCUGGUUCAUGGGGACAUAUCCUUAGUACAAUAGCGUGCACAUAUAUUGUUGAGUGAGAGGGUUGCUAGUGCCUGCAGGGUUUAUUACUCUUGUUCGCCGCACAGAACGUGUAAUUAAAGUAUUUAACAUGACAGAUUUUAAACAAAAUAAAACAAGGAAAUUAUGUGUGUGUGU
Molecule: messenger RNA, 19397 nt
Organism: Podarcis lilfordi (Lilford's wall lizard)
Lineage: Eukaryota; Metazoa; Chordata; Lepidosauria; Squamata; Lacertidae
Source: the annotation of a GenBank genome assembly